AUGCCCUUUGCUGAUACGUUUGAGAAUCCACUUUCAAUGAACCCACCGUUAUGCCAAUUUAGUAAAGGAAAUCAUAUUGUUGGAUUGCCGUCUAAAUACGCAAAUGAUGGUAAAGCAGUUCCAACUAAUAGGUUUUACACCAAUCUACUAUUGGGAACAAGGAACCUGCCAGUUUGGACGCAUCCUUACUGCUUUAACUAUACUAACGAAACUGAUAAAAUGGGUAUGGCAAUUAGUUAUCCUAAUUCAAAAGAUUUUAUUAUUAAUAGAAAUAAUAUUAAAGUACAAGAAACACCAAAAUCAUUUAUUGCCAGUGCUGUUGAUUUCGAAACCCCAGAUGACAUGUAUUUAAGCGUGCUAGAUUUAAAACUUAUGUCAAUUCAAGUACAACUCAAGAAAACUGCAUCACAAUUCAUUUGGAUACCAAUGGUACAAGGUAUGGGAUUUGUUACAUUGCUUUACUAUAAUUUAACUCCCAAGUUACAAUCAGAAAUAGGUUACAAAUCACUUAAAAAAUUACCAACACCAAGAUCUAAUAUUCAAAAAUACGAAGUAAUUUUGGAAGAUGACCAGGUUUGGUCUCUUUAUGUGAGUACACCUUCAAAAGAUAUUAUGGAAUUAUCAUUAGAUGACAACAAUGUAAUUAUUGGUGAUAGAACUGCAAAAGGCACGAUGUUCCAGUUAAUACCAGAUUGUUCCAGUCAAAUUGAUGCAGCAGCUGGUUGUUAUCCUAUAGAUUGUGAAUUAUCAUCUGAAUUUGAUCCUGACAAUUCGCAUCAUAUUGGCCAUUUAUACUUCAAAUACAAACUUCUUGGUAAGUCCAAUUCGUUAUCGACUUUAAUUUAUAUUUUACCUCAUCAUUUGAUGACUAUAUCCGAUAAGAAUUUGAAAAAGAAACUUACUACAACACUUAAUUCAAGUGUUUAUGGUCAAAUGGUAGGAUUGAUAACAGAUUCAUUAGAAUUCAGAAUUACUCUUCCACGAGAGUUGAGAUUUUUAUUCAUCAACGAUAGUGACCAAUUUCACUCAACGUAUGUGUUACAAGCCUUACAAAAUGCAGCUAGUUUAGAAUCUGAGGAUGAAAUUAGUUACGACGAAAACAUAGAAGGUCUUGGAGAAACGCUCAGCAAAUAUUCAUGGAUCUUGUAUUGUUACCAUUUCAUCUUAGAAGAUUAUGAUUUAGUAAUGAAAUUAUUACCAAAAUUGAAAAAUUUGAUGGAUAAAUUCAUUUCUGAUACCCUAACGAAUAAUAAACUACAUUAUGAUACCACUUUUGGCGGUCUAGUAUCCACAGUGAACUAUUCCGAAAACUACUAUUACUGUGAUCAUAAUUAUGAUUAUAGUUAUUAUAUAAUAGCAGCUGCAAUAAUUGGUAAAAUCGAUUCAGAAGUAACGAACGAUAAUUGGUUAAAUCGAAACAAAGAUUGGGUACAGGAUCUCAUCAGAGAUUACUCAAAUCCUUCAGAUAAAGAUCCAUACUUCCCAGCAUACCGAUCAUUCGAUUGGUAUCAUGGUCAUUCUUGGUCUACAGGAUUAGUCGAAUCAAAAUAUGGCAGAGAAUAUCAUUCAUGUGGUAAAGAUUUAAAUUCAAUGUAUGCAAUAAAGUUAUGGGGGAUCGUGACAGAGAAUCAGAAUUUGAUCAAUAUGGCAGACUUACAAAUGGGUCUGCUUAAAAAUUCGAUGGAUUGUUAUGUAUUAUUGGAAGACGAAAAUCAAAUAAUACCAACAAUUUUCAAAUCUAAUGGAAUCUCACAAAAACUAUCGGAUUCAAGCAUAUCAUAUAAACCCAAUAGAACCGACCAGCAAUCAAUAGUAUCAACCCAUUUGAAGCACAUAACCCCAAUCACACCUGCAACAACAUUCCUAAGGUCACCUACAUUCACUAAGCAAGAAUGGGACAAUAUUCUAUCAAAUACUAUUGAAAAUAACUGCAAUAUAAAGGAAUCUCAAAGAAAUGAAUUAAUACUAAGCAGAGCAAUACAUGACCCAAUACCGUCAUUCAACCAUUUUGCAAAUAAUAGUUUUGCUUCCUUACAGUUUCAUCAAACUCAAAGCUGGACAUGGUCAAUAGCCUUCGCUGCAUCCCUAUUAUAA
Messenger RNA from Vanderwaltozyma polyspora DSM 70294, 2094 nucleotides. RefSeq lists its product as uncharacterized. The coding region runs from base 1 to 2094 and encodes 697 amino acids. Gene Ontology annotation, molecular function: endo-1,3(4)-beta-glucanase activity; glucan endo-1,3-beta-D-glucosidase activity. The record is from RefSeq and is a predicted model, not a curated record. NCBI's taxonomy places the organism in Eukaryota, Fungi, Ascomycota, Saccharomycetes, Saccharomycetales, Saccharomycetaceae. The transcript has a single exon. Gene Ontology annotation, cellular component: cell surface.